CUCUGCUCAGAUCAUGUGGUUGAAUCAAGGCUUAGAAUGUGCUGUGGAGAUGGGGUUCAAUUAUUCCAAGUUAUAUGAGAAUAAUUUUGACUAUGAGAGCCAAGAACGACAACAACUGAUUCUGAAGGAUCUCUGUACUUCAACAAUUCCAUUUCCAGAAAGCCGCUGUAAGAACACCUCUUCUUUUUCAGUGGCCCUCUUGGCGAUUGUCUGGGCCUUUAACACCAGUGGAGUUCUGCUCAGUUUUUUCCUCAUCGUCUUCACAAUUCGCUUCAGAAAAAAUAGGAUUGUGAAAAUGUCUAGUCCAAACUUGAAUGUUGUGACUCUCCUGGGCAGUGGCUUGACUUACGGCAGUGUGUAUCUCUUUGGAAUUGAAAAACAGAAUCCACUGAGCAGACCAUCUUUAGAGAUGCUGAUUCAAGUGAGAAUUUGUAUAUUGUACAUAAGUGGUUCCUUGGCUUUGGGCCCUAUCCUGGGAAAGAGUUGGCGUUUAUACAGAGUGUUCACUCAAAAGGUACCAGACAAAAGAGUGAUUAUCAAAGAUUUUCAGCUGCUGGUAAUGUUAUUACUGUUAGUUCUGGCUGAUAUUAUCCUGCUCUUCAUAUGGAUCUCCUUGGACCCAGUCCAGUGUCUCCAAAAUCUUAAUGCAGAUGUGAAGGUCACUGACAAAGGAUUGAGUUACACACUAAGUUAUGGAUACAUCUGUAAAUCGCUCUAUUCUGAAUUUUGGUUUAUUCUUCUUCUGGGAUUUAAGGGAAUCCUACUGAUAUAUGGAAUUUACCUUGCAGGUCUAACAGAUAAUCUCAGUUGCCCACCAGUUAAUCAGUCCCUGACACUCAUAAGUGCAGUAGCCAUUAUUUUCCUCUUUAUUGGAAUUAUGCUGGUGGUUAAUAGUUUUUUCUAUUUGUGGCACAAUCUGAUAUAUGGAUUAACUUCAGGAGGAAUCUUUGUCUGUAUGUCUUCAAUAAAUUGUUUGAUCUUUAUCCCACAGAUCAGACAGUGGAAGACUUUUGAAAAACAAGAAGUUGAUACCAGCAACAUGGCCAAAUAUUUUACAGGUUCCAACAAGAAUUUCCAUUCUACAAUGUAUAGUGAUGAAGAGAUAUACCAGCUGCUCGGCGAAAAAAAUACUAUGGUGCAGCAGCUUGCAGAGAAAGAUACAGCAAUUGCAAAUCUUCAAGAACAAAUGAACACUGUUAAGGAGAAGUUGAUGAGACUGGUGGCUAUAGAGCAGGGAUUGGGGACCUCUGCUAUAGAGGAUAACCACAGUGUUGUUGGUUCUCCAUUUCUUUCUAUGUCCCAUUUAUUGCCUUCUCAUUCUACAGCUAAUUUUUCUUCAGUGGCAACUGAAAAUCUACCAUUUUCAUUUAGCCAGGAGCUGAAACCAUGGCAGAAUUCUAAUCUCUCAAAUUCACAAUACUUAGCAGGAUUACUUAGUAAAAAAAGGUCUAUUGAUGACCUAGAACAUACAGAUCAAGAGAACAUAUCAUUAGACAUUACUGCUAAGUGUAAACUAGUGAAUAAGAAGAAUUCAGGUGCUAAGUAUGAUGAAGAUCAAUGGUUUUCCCAAUCCAGCACUUUACUUACUAGGGAGAAGCUACAUGAACACAAUUUCAGCACACUGAGCAAAGGAGCAAGACAGCGACAUUUUUCAGUACUGAACCAAAAGCAAAGCCCAGAAGUAAGUUCUCCAAGCAAUAAAAAAAUUCAAGAAAUCUUGCAGGACCUGAGUGAGAAUCACAUUACUAUAACACAACCAUUUUCCAGGGAACUCAAGUACAAUUAUGAAAGGAGAAUGAUAUUGCAACCAAAAAAGAUUGAAAAGAAAGUCCCCUUCAAUUUUUCUAGUUCCAUGGCCUCCAGUAUUCAGUGUGGUGUGAAUAAAUCAGCCAGCAGAAUGCAAAGAAUGAGCAGAUUAAUAGAAUACCCUUCAUCAGCACCAAGAAGCACCAAGGAUGGAGAUUCUUUGCAUCAGCUUCCACCUUUGCCAUCACUGGUGCUUAAGAACCCACUGCAAACUAAGCCUGACAGUGGGUUUGAAUCAUUAUACAAUGAAGGCUAUGGCUUGCUGCUAGACAAUCAUCUAGUAGGGAACUAUGCAUCCACAUUGUAUCCCACAAACAUGAGGAAUUUUCAUUAUCAGCAGAAAGAUUUUCUGACAAAAGCUAUUCCAGGUCUUUCUCCCUUCCAGCAUUUUUACUUUGAUUCUGGCAGCAGUUCUUCUGGGGAGGGAGCCUAUUGCCACCAAACACAGGCUUGUGAAAUUUGCCAUUGCAGUCUCUCUUCUUCUAGUGACAGCUGCAUGAUUGACACAGAUCCUGAAUAUAGUACAUUAGAUUAUGCAAAACUUUAUAGCAAAGCUAAACAAAUUGUGAAUUUCAAUGAAGAUUUGGAACCCACUUAUGUAUAA
Messenger RNA from Protobothrops mucrosquamatus (brown spotted pit viper), 2410 nucleotides. RefSeq names its product G protein-coupled receptor 156 (gene GPR156). Gene Ontology annotation, biological process: gamma-aminobutyric acid signaling pathway; G protein-coupled receptor signaling pathway. The transcript has 10 exons. Gene Ontology annotation, cellular component: membrane; G protein-coupled receptor heterodimeric complex. The record is from RefSeq and is a predicted model, not a curated record. The annotation marks the transcript as partial. NCBI's taxonomy places the organism in Eukaryota, Metazoa, Chordata, Lepidosauria, Squamata, Viperidae. Gene Ontology annotation, molecular function: G protein-coupled GABA receptor activity.